Molecule: messenger RNA, 1826 nt
Organism: Eriocheir sinensis (Chinese mitten crab)
Lineage: Eukaryota; Metazoa; Arthropoda; Malacostraca; Decapoda; Varunidae
Exons: 2
Coding region: 193-1374 (393 amino acids)
Molecular function (GO): zinc ion binding; nucleic acid binding
Source: RefSeq, a predicted model, not a curated record
GGCAACACCCACCCCCGGCUAGUGGAACACGCCGCACAAUUUUGCUUGUGCCGGAGAGCAGAGAGAAGUGAGUUAACCCACAUCUCCUGCGUCCCAGUCUCCCCCCUCACCAUACAUCAGCCAUACCAUCAUGCUCUGGUCUCCUUACAAAUGCAUCGGACACAGCUAAGUGACUCCCCCGUCUAACUCCCCAUGUCCCAGGAUCGAAAAUUGGAAGAGGCUCUAUCCUCUGCCUUCAGCGGUUUAACGAUUGAUACUCCCCAUCACACAGUCCUCCGUUCAGGAGCUGCUUAUCCAAAACCUAUUCCCCCAGCACCCCCAUUACCUCCUGCAAAGAAGCUCCCCUCAGACUUCUCACCAGAGCUUUCCCAGACUACUUCUUCCCAGACAGAACAGCACCAAAGUGACCCAACCAUGAGUGACAAACCUCAAAACGUCAUUUUAAGGGGCGAGGAUAAAAAUCCAAAAUAUACGGGCUCAGAGGAGACCGGCCCCGACCUCCUAACUCACCUGCAGAGGGUAGAGGAUGCUUUUACCAAAUUCCAAUAUACAAAUGAAAAGGAGAAAUUGGCCCACCUUUACGACAGCAUCCACACGGGCCCUUGUCGGGCUCAAUCCAUUAUAAAAAGUGACGCAUUCAAGAAAGCCAAAACAUAUGAUGAAGCGAAAGCAAAUCUCAUCAGCCAUUUCGGCUCCACAUGCAAACAGGGUGCCCUGUCAGUCUUGUUCCGCCUAGCGGCUACCUACCGUCCCAAAAUAAAGGCUAAUAUUGCAGUGGAUGACUGUUUAGGCGUCGCGGGUGGAGCCUUCACAGAGUUUGAAACCCAAUUCCGUCACUCCCCGUGGACUACCGAUGAGAAAAUGAACCUUGAGGAUGUGUGCCGCCUUUUCUCAUACUUUGUCUUUCUCCUCAAUUGCACGGAGACACUCUUCAAAGAGUUACAAAAGGAAGAACCCCUACCAAAAGGUAGAACCCUUUUCAACCACAUCAGUCCCCUGUCGGGACGAGAGCCACCAACAGAACCCCCAUCCUCAGCGGUGAGGGGUGUCAGAUUUCAGAGGGGGCGUCCCCAAAGUCGCUCCCCGACCGGAGCUCAGACCCCUAGGAACCGCUCUGCCACACCCCGCGGCCGCCGCCCUUACACUAGAGGCAGGGGUCGCGGGCGUGGCUAUAACACUCAAUAUUGUUACAACUGCAGAAUCACAGGACACCAUACACGUAAUUGCUGGUACGGCAGCAACACCCAACAGUCAAAUCAAUAUUGUUCCUACCAUAAGACAUCAGGCCAUAACACCAAGGAUUGCCGCGCGAGGCCCCGGGGAGGUAUCUCGUCGGGGGAAGCCUCGCGCGCCACGUCUCCCGCAAUAACAUAGGCUCAGGUACAAAAUCACACCAGGUGCGUGGUAUUCAUACAACACCCCUAACCCGCACACCUUUAAACAAACCAAGUACAUCCACAGCUCAUUUUGACAUUGAAACCCAACCUACGGAUGUUGAAACCACUACCAUGAAACACCACCGCAUUGCUCUUUAUCCCCAAUCCUCCCUUGCCAUGACUGUCCCUGCUAAGUGUAAUGGUCGCCAAAUUAGUGUUUUCAUGGACACAGGGGCAUGUCCCAAUAUCAUAAACAUCGGUACAUUGCGUGCCUUACAUGACGCAAAGACAACCUUGGUAUUGGAACCUCCCUGCCUAAAAUUAAGUGGACUAGAUGACACAUCAUUUAAAGUAGUUGGACACACCCCCUUGUCUAUCCAGUUGGCUAACUCCCUGUCCCCGAUUACAGCCACCUUUCAUGUGUGUCAUGGUUUGACUAUCCCAGGUGAU